AUGGGUUCAACCGCUGAGAAUUCUCCCUUGACGAGGCUUUGUGCCCGUCGGUUGCACCGCAUCGCAACCGAGCCGCUCAAGCCCGAACUCAAAGAGAAAGCAAUUCUCGCACUCCUCGACUAUCUCAGUUCCGUAUCCGCAGGUCUCCAAGCGCCAUGGGCACCCCAGGUUACCAAAUACGCAAAGGCAAGAGGUACUGGCACCUCAUUCACUUGGGCUACCAAAGACAACGUCAGUGCAGAGACGGCGGCUUUCUGCAACGCUCUGCUCGCCCACAGUGCCAUCCGCGAUGAUAUGCACCUGCCUUCAAACUCCCACAUUGGCAGCAUGGUCAUCUCAGCCGCUUUAGCAGUCGGCCAACGAGAUGGCGUCUCCGGCGAGAAUACUCUUAAAGCUAUUAUUGCGGGAUACGAGAUGUCCGCCCUCCUUGGCUCCUCGUUUCAGCAGACCGAAGGUUACAACAAGCACAUCCGGCCGAGCGGCUCUUGCGGCGCUUUCGGGGCGGCGGCCGCUGCCAUCGUCGCCAAUUUCCAGGACUACUCCGAGGAUGUUGCAACAAAUGCACUGGCAUUCGCUGCCAACAUGGCAAGCGGCUUCAACCAAUGGGCUUGGACAGGCGGUGUCGAGAUCUAUACCGAAAUGGGCACUGCCGCUUCAUCAGGAAUCACAGCCUUUGAUGUUGCAAAAGCUGGGCUGCAGUGUAGCGAGGAUGUACUAGAGGGCAAGGCAGGUUUCUUCGCAGCCUUCGACGUGGGCAACACGGCCAAAACGAAGUUCCUGGAGUGGUUGUCCAGGAGUGAAAUUGGUCGAGGCCUGAUAGAAGUCACAUUCAAACCUGUCCCUGGCUGCAACUAUGCGCAGACGCCCAUCGCUGUUGCCAUGAAAGCAUCAGAAUCAUACCGAGAGAAGAAAUCAAAGGAUAGCAGCCUAAAGGUUGAAGAGAUCAUUGUUCGAUCGACCAGUGCCGCAAAGAAUUAUCCUGGCUGUGACAAUCCUGCCAAGAAGUUCGAUACCGUCCAGCAGACCAAAAUGAGUAUCCAAUUCGGAGUGAGUGCCAUCCUGCUGUACGGCGCUCCUUCAGAAGAGCUCUUCAAGCGUUUCGAUGACAGAGAGAUCACCGACCUGGUGGCCAAGUGCUCCGUGACGCCUCUUGACGAGUUCGACCAAGGCAUGAAAACCGAAAGGCGACAGCCUGCCAGUGUCGAGGUAAAAUUGUCCGAUGGCUCGAGUAUCAAGGAACAGCUUGACGACGUGCCAUGGGUCAAUGCUGCCGGUGUCAAGGAGAGGUUCAAAGCCGAGAUGCAGACUAUUACCAGUAAAGGAAAGGGCGAGGAUCUGAUGCAGUCGAUAAUUAGUCUCGAGAAGCAUACUGACUGCUCGAGAAUGUUGUCGUACUUCCAGAUAUGA
This is a messenger RNA of Cyphellophora europaea CBS 101466, 1407 nucleotides long. RefSeq lists its product as uncharacterized. The coding region runs from base 1 to 1407 and encodes 468 amino acids. The transcript has a single exon. Gene Ontology annotation, molecular function: lyase activity. The record is from RefSeq and is a predicted model, not a curated record. Lineage: Eukaryota; Fungi; Ascomycota; Eurotiomycetes; Chaetothyriales; Cyphellophoraceae.